UGAGCCACCCAUGCCUUCGGGCCGGCACGGCACGGCCGGACAGCUGGUGGGCCGUGCCUGGGCGGGAGGUGCAGCCCAUGAGCCGGCACGGCCGGGCCGGGCCGGCCUGAUGGCUGCUGGGCCGUGCCCAGCCGUGCCUGGGCCGGGCUGUACCGGGUGGGCCCUUUGGCCAUCUAUAGCUGCGAGAUGCAAGUCUCUCAGAUUCCAAUCCGGCGGAUUGGUUACCUGGGUGAAGGGAGGAAAGUGACCAGAGGGAAGUGGUAGUGAGGGUGAGGCUAAACUAGUUGUGGGUGCUUGGGUCCUGCGGGGUUGAUGGUUUUGGGGAGGUGGGGGGAGGCGGAGAGCUAUCCUUUUAAGUAUAAAACGAAGGUCACCCCUGUUGUGCAGACCCCUACCAAACUCGUGCAUUCUGCAUCCUGCUUGCCCAAACAACCUGCAGGUUAGAGAAAAUGGAUCAGGCCGCUGGAGGAUGGCAUGGUACUCAGCGUUGGGCAGCUGCUCGGCGAGGAGUAUCGCCAGCUCCGCGGGGUCGGCGGCGAGGUCGCUCAGCUGCGCGACGAGCUGGCCACCAUGAACGCCCUCCUCCGCAUGCAGUCGGAGGCCGGCGAGGGCGCCGUGGACCACUUCGUACGGGAGUGGAUGAGGCAGGUCUGCGAGGUCGCCUACGACGCCGAGGACUGCAUCGACCUCUACUUCUGCCGCUGCCGCGUCAGGUUGCAGCUGAGUGACGGCGUGCUCAGCUGGGCCAGGCACCUGGCCUCCACGCUCUUUCCGCGGCGCCGCCUCGCCGGUGACAUCAAGGCUCUCCGCGCCCGGGCGAUCGAGAUCAGCGAGCGCCACGCCCGGUACGGCGUCAACCGCGAGGAACUUCGCGGCUGGACUGUGUCUGCUGCUGCUCUGGUCCCCGCGACAGCGGCGGCUUUCCACCCAGCUGCCUGUGGCUCUGACCAGUUGGUCGGCAUCGAGGGCCAGGCUAACACACUGGCGGACAAGCUGAAGGCGGUGGACGAAAGCAGCAAUCUGAAGGUGUUCUCCAUCGUGGGCUUCGGGGGGCUAGGGAAGACGACGCUGGCCAUGGAGGUGUGCCGGAAGCUGGAGUCGGUGUUCCAGCGUCAGGCCAUGGUGUCGGUGUCCCAGGCGUUCGACGCCAGCAAGGACCUGCAGGUACUCCUUAAGCGCAUCAUUCUGCAGAUUAUCAAACCGAAAAAGAGUAACGAGAACAGUAUCAACGAAGAGCAGUCCACCGGUGACAUCGACAGCAUGGAUGUGAGCACGCUGUUCCAAAAGCUGGAAGUGAGUCUCACUGGAAUGAGGUACCUCAUUGUGAUCGACGACGUCUGGUCCACAUCAGCAUGGAAUGCAAUCCAAUCAAAAUUGCCAGAGAACAAUUGUGGCAGCAUAAUCAUGGUAACCACUCGGGUAGAAACUGUGGCCAAAGCAAGCAGUUCACCGAGUGUUUCUGGAGAUUAUAUGCACAAGAUCAAUCCCCUAGGUGAAAAGGAUGCAGAGAAGCUGUUCGUGAGCAGAGCAUUUGGCUACAAGGAGUCAUGCUGCCCCGAGGAUCUGAAGGAACAAAUGAAGAGUAUUCUUAAAAAAUGUGCCAGGCUGCCAUUAGCCAUUGUUAGCAUCGCCGGCCUCCUAUCAAGCUACAGAUCAUCGUCAUCAGGGAGCAUAAGGAUGUGGCAGAGAAUUUCUAACUCCAUUGGUUCUCAGAUGGAGAUACACCCAACUCUAGAGGGGAUGAAGCAGAUAAUUGCACUUAGCUACAACCACUUGCCCCAUCAUCUCAAGGCUUGCAUGUUGUAUCUUAGCAUUUUUCCAGAGGAUUAUGUGACCAAGAAGAAGCGGCUGCUGCUCAGAUGGAUCGCGGAAGGCUUUGUCAUGGAGAAACGGGGAUUGACCAUGUUCGAGGUUGCAGAAUCUUACUAUGACGAGCUCGUAAGCAGGAGUUUGAUUGAUGCAGUUAGGGUCCGUUUGGAUGGAACCGUGAAGGCGGUGAAGGUGCAUGAUAUGAUGCUGGAGGUCAUAGUGUCCAAGUCCCUGGAGAACUUUGUCAACUUUUUAGGAGCCCAAUACGGCGGAGGGACACCAUCCUACGACAGCGUCCGCCGCCUCGCCAUCCAUGGAGACGGAGGCCCCAAGCAUGUCGUGGAUGUGAUGAGCGCAACACACGUCCGGUCGCUUAGCACGUUUGGGGCUCAAGGGAAUAUUGCAGUGCUCCAUCGCCUCGCAGAGUUCACCCUGCUCAAGGUGCUUGACCUAGAAGACUGCAAGGAGGUGAAAGACUGCCAUGUCAAGUAUAUCUGCCGGUUGUUUCUACUUAGGUUUCUGAGCUUGAGGAACACUGAUGUGAGCACCAUUUCUAGCCAGAUCAGCAGGCUGCAACAUUUGCAAACGCUCAACUUAUAUGGCACCCGCAUCGAAAAUCUCCCAACAUCGGUGACUAUGCUAGAGAGACUUGAAUAUCUCUUCUUCUCUGAGAGGUGGUCGAUGCGUCGCUGGGAAAUUCCCGUUGGGCUGAAGAAAAUGAUGGCAUUGUGCACGCUGAGAACGAUACGCCUCCCGAAUGACCCGAAUGUUGUCAAAGAAAUAGGUGCCCUGGCACAGCUGCAGACUCUCGAUAUCACCAUUCUCAACUCCAGCGAGGAGGUCCUUGCAAAUCUGGCCGAUGCGCUAGAUAAGACCAACAACCUCCGGUCGCUCUACGCCUACGGUACAGGAAAAGAUGAGCACAAGGAUAGGUUGCUAAACUUCCUCCUCCGCCUCAAGACGCCGCCGCUUCUCCUCGAGAGCGUGAGGAUCGACGGGGUCAUGGACCAACUGCCCAAGUGGUUCAAUUCACUGGUACAUCUCGUCAAGAUGUAUACAUGGAGGGUCAGCCUUACGGGUGACCAUCUCUUGGCGUCUUGUGCGAGCUGCCUAACCUGGCGAGCGUUUCCCUUGGGUAUGACAGCUGCACUGAUGAUGAGCUGCUUGUACGUUCCGCCUUCAAAUUCCCUGCACUCAAAAGCUUUUAUGUGGACCCUUACAUUAUGCCGAGAGCUAUCCGAUUUGAGAAGUCAACCAUGGAAAAAAUCGAGACCUUCAGAGUGUUUUUCUAUGACAAUGAUGGGACUGGGAGACCGAUCCUUGCCGGCAUUGAGAACUUGACAAGCCUCAAGAAGCUGGAAGUGCUCACCCAUAGCAUAAAUGCUGAGAUCGAGAUUCUGGAAUGGCUCAAAGUUGAGAGAGCCAGGCACCAAGUUUGAGGUUGCAGUGAAAUACCUCUGGUGACAUGCAUGUUUACUAUACCUCUUGUUUUAAUUUG
Oryza sativa Japonica Group (Japanese rice) is the source of this 3307-nucleotide messenger RNA. Its product is annotated as disease resistance protein Pik-2. Gene Ontology annotation, molecular function: ADP binding. Gene Ontology annotation, biological process: defense response to other organism. The record is from RefSeq and is a predicted model, not a curated record. NCBI's taxonomy places the organism in Eukaryota, Viridiplantae, Streptophyta, Magnoliopsida, Poales, Poaceae.